AUGAUUCCCAGAAGGCCAUCGCCUGGAAGUAUUGAGACUUUUUUCCAUGGGGACCGGGGUCCCGAAAGGCUUAAUUCCCCAGUCGGGCCCUCCUUGGGUAACCAACCACAAGUCGCCCCUGGGAUCGUUUGGUGUCAACGCUUUCCUUCCGACUGGACACUGCCAUCUGAUAAACGACAUAUCAACCUCAAACCUCUACCCCCAAUGGUCCGACAACCAUCUUGGAGCGGUGACGGCGUCGACGGUGGGCCUAGUAGCAUCACAGUCCUCCUCAAUUGGCUCGCUACCAACAACAAUUACGUUCGAUGGCGCCAAGGUGAAUCGAAGAGGGACCUCAGUUCCGAAAUACUCAUGGAGAUGAGGCGCAAUGGCAUCCAGCAUCGCGAUUACCAUGGUAUACUCUUGCAGAUGACAUUACUCCAGAGGUCUCACGACCAGGCAUCAAAAUGGGAAAGUACGACGGGUUCGGCCGUCACAGCCGUCGGGGUUGACGGGAGCACGGUGAUAGUACAAAGGCAUCUGCUCCGGAUUUGCAGAUACUGGGACGAGUUUGGACCCAUCAUGCGUCCAGCCGGGGACGACCAUUAG
This is a messenger RNA of Puccinia graminis f. sp. tritici CRL 75-36-700-3, 588 nucleotides long. RefSeq lists its product as uncharacterized. The coding region runs from base 1 to 588 and encodes 195 amino acids. NCBI's taxonomy places the organism in Eukaryota, Fungi, Basidiomycota, Pucciniomycetes, Pucciniales, Pucciniaceae. The record is from RefSeq and is a predicted model, not a curated record. The transcript is spliced from 3 exons.